AUGGCACAAAACGCUACCCUACUCACUCCUGUUGUCGUGCUUGGCCAUACCGACGUUCAGGGAGACUGGCCCAGGGACCCUGAAAAGCUUCCUGUCAAUGAAAUUGACAAUGGUGUAUUCAUCAAUGAAUUGGCGAAUACUGACCAUUUGCCGGGGAGGCUUGAACCCUUGAGCGAUGCCGAGAAAAAGACAUUUGAGCAAAACCCUGAGAAUCUACAUCGGAAAGCCUAUGAACAAGGGGCGUCUCCGAUUGAGGAAGGAACAUACAGGGGGACUCAGCUGGCGCUUACCAAGAUCUACGAUCUUAUAGAACAGCGUUUUGUAUCCUUCAUGGAUACAGCCAACUUCGAGCCCUUGGUUCCGUCGCCUCUGACCAGGGACCAGAAACGCAAGUUCUUUGCCUUCACCAAUGGCUCAGACGGCUACCCGCCACAUCUUAACCUUGCCGGCAAUGCGCCAGCUGCAGCGAAGGACAAAGGCGACCAUAAAUCAACACUCCAGCCGUCUUAUCUUUUCAAUAAGAUGCGCCUCCUUCAGCUAAGCUCGCUCUUACCUAGCGUGGUACCAAAUAGAUUCAUAAGAGAAACUGCGGAGACAACCGCAUCCGCUUAUUUUGGCUCUAUGGGCAGACCCGACGCCGGGGAAAGGCUUGAAGAUGUGGAAAGAUAUAACAGGGAGGCUCGCAGAGCAUGGUUCCGGAGAGAUAUAUUCAAUCUUCCCAACAUGGGCGAUUUGUCAGAUUGGUACAGCGACGCGCGAUUUGCCCAGCAGCAGUUUACAGGGACGAACCCUACAACAAUUGAACUGGCUUCAGAUCGUUGGAUAGAGCAUUUUAUUGAAGCCGCAGAAGGCCCAGAUGACGCGGCGGCUAAAACGACCAUUGCGGAUCUCCGUGAAAGCUGCCAGGAGUCUUUGUACAUGCAGGAUUACAGCUACUUUCGCGAUGCUGCUGGACUGGACCCAACUGCCAUCAUCAAAUGUGAGUUUGACGAACCAGAGGAGAAGGAUAAGAAGAAUAAAAGCUAUCGAUAUGGUUGCGCAGCUGUGUGUCUCUUUUAUCUUGAUGAUAAAGGUCAGCUUUACCCGCUAGCUAUCGUCAUCGACUGGCGGGGCAGUGCUGAGAAAUCUGUGACAAUCUACAACCGGGAAUUGAUCAAGCGGAAGGAUGUCCGGUCGGGAAGCAAAAAGCAGGCCCAAAACCAGAAGAUAACCGACGAGGCUCAUGACUGGGCCUGGAGAUAUGCCAAGACCUGCGUGCAAUGUAGCGACUGGCUUCGGCAUGAGGUCACCGUGCACCUCACCAACACUCAUUUAAUUGAAGAGGCCAUUAUCGUUGCCUCUCACCGACAGCUCGACCCGAACCAUCCUGUGAUGAAGUUGCUCUACCCACACUGGCAGAAGACCCUGGCACUCAAUGCAGCUGCCCGGAACACUCUCGUUCCCCAUGUCAUUGUCGACUUAAUUGGGUUUGAGGCGGAUGAAGCCUCUUCAUUUAUCCGGCACGCUUACAAGGACUUUGACUUCAAGAAACGCUACAUACCGACAGAUCUCAGCCAUCGUGGGUUCCCACCGGAGCAACUCGACCGUCCGAAGUAUCACAACUAUGCAUACGCUAGAUGCAUUCAUAGCAUGUGGCACAAGAUCAGGAGCUACGUGCAAGACAUGCUUGCUCUAGACUAUCCCGGGCCUGGCGCUGACCAAGACAUCCUGCGUGACGAAUACAUUCAGGCCUGGUCUGCAGAGAUGCGGAGUCCCAGUGGUGCCGAUUUGCCAUCCUUCCCGACCAUCAGCACCUUCGAGGAGCUGGUUGAUUGUGUAACUAUGUGUAUUCACAUCGCAUCUCCCCAGCAUACGGCUGUCAAUUAUCUACAAAACUACUACCAGUCCUUUGUCGUCAACAAACCUCCCUGCCUCUACACCGAGCCUCCAUCCUCUCUACACGACCUGCUCGGCUACACGGAGAAUCACCUUGUCAAGGCGCUGCCCAUGAAUCACACCCGAGAAUGGCUUCUUUCUUCGCAUAUACCAUACCUACUCAGCUUCAAACCAGGUAAUAAAGAAAGCCUGAUCAUCUACGCUGCUUCGAAAUUUCGAGUGUAUCGCAACAAGACCUCAGAGAAGGACAAAGCCAUCGCACAAGCGACCGGAAAUUUUUAUACAGCGCUCGCUGAUAGCGAAAGAGAAUUCAAGAGUUAUGCACAAGCGACUGAUGAUUGUGGAACCAUCUCCUACGAGGUGUUGAGCCCAGAGUGGAAUGCUGUGUCAAUUUUGAUAUAA
Messenger RNA from Penicillium daleae, 2277 nucleotides. RefSeq names its product putative lipoxygenase. The transcript has 3 exons. The record is from RefSeq and is a predicted model, not a curated record. NCBI's taxonomy places the organism in Eukaryota, Fungi, Ascomycota, Eurotiomycetes, Eurotiales, Aspergillaceae. Gene Ontology annotation, molecular function: metal ion binding; oxidoreductase activity, acting on single donors with incorporation of molecular oxygen, incorporation of two atoms of oxygen. The coding region runs from base 1 to 2277 and encodes 758 amino acids. Gene Ontology annotation, biological process: lipid oxidation.